AUGGCAUUAUCUAAUCACGUCGCAUUUUAUCAAGCUGGUGAAAAUGCACAUGGUGGUGUGCUCGUACUAAUUCGAAAAGAUAUUCCUGUUACAAGAGUCUCCUGCUCUCUACCAAAUAUCUGUGUAAUUGAUCUGUUACUGAGCGAGCCAACAAGACUAGUGGCAAUAUAUGCACCAGAAAGUAAAACUUGGAGAUGGUCUGAACUUACAAACUUAACGAACAAUCGAUGCAUUAUCAUGGGGGACUUCAAUGUCGAUAUUGAAAAAGAUGGUGAAAAGGCUGACCAACUACUCGAAUGGAUAGACUCAUGUCAUCUUAGACCAGUAGUUCUGGACUCUAAUACAUCACUUCGUUCAAAUCGUACCAUAGACUACGCCUUAACAACUGGCGUAGAUUUAACAAUUCAAACGUAUGAAGGAACUACCAACAGCGAUCAUAAACCAUUGAUUGGUACCUUUACAGGCAACGAUGCUAAGAAACGUAAGGGGUCCCGUACAGUAUGGUCGGUCUUCUCGCUAUUUUUAUCUUAUACAUAUGAAUUUUGGGAACAGAAAGAAUGGAAUACUCAAGCAUCUGAAACAACGUACGAAGAGUUUAUUACGUUUCUCACGUCGCUUAAUAAUAGAUGUCAACAGUACUUCGCUCUUAAUCAAGCUCGUCCUUCCAUACCGUAUGAACUCCUGAAGUUAUUAGCGUUAAGUCAUUCGUUAUCGUUUAAAGCAAAGCGAAAAGGUGAUAUUCAACUUCGUAAUGAAGCUCGUCGAUUACGUAACGCGACACGUUUUGAACUAAGGCGUCUCCAACAAGAACAACUAACUAAACAGCUGAGAGAAAGGCACACAUCAGGUGAAGAUUCAGCACUCUUUUGGAACAAAACUAAACGACAUUUUCGACAUAUAUCGUCAUCACUCAGAGGCUUCGAAACACCGAAGGGAGAAAUCAUAAGAGACCCUCAGAAUAUGGUAGACACAGCAGCUGAUUACUACGAAAAACUAUUGGAAGCACCAGUAGUGAUACGUCCACAUCCAUACGUUGAUGCUCCUCCGGUCACAUGGGAAAAUGCAACAACACCAAUACCAAACGUUACAUAUCCAGAAAUAAUAAAUAUUCUACAAUCAAGAAAGAAGAAAAAAUCACAAGAUAUUCACGGACUAUCUCCUUUCAUAUUAGACAAAAUUCCUAGAAACUAUUGGCAUCUAUUUGUACAACUUUAUAAUUAUUCAUUUGCAACAUGUCUUAUGGCGAAGAAAUUUAAGGAAGUACGUAUGGUACUAUUGGCGAAGAAAAAUGCUGUGUGUACUCCAGACCAAACCAGACCAAUUUCACUACUCGAUUCAUUCCUAAAGAUACAGGAAAGACUUUUUCUCACUCGAUUUCUACAAAUUCUAAAAGACAGAGGUAUCCUUCCGGAUAAUCAGUCAGGCUUUCGUGCUGGAUAUAGGCUACAAACUCGGGUAUUACUACUUAUAGAACAAAUAUCAUCUUAUAUGGCAAAUAGCUCUCCAGUCGCAACAGUCUUUGUAGAUUUUAAAUCCGCAUUUGAUCAAUUAUGGUUUGAAGGAUGCAUAGGAAAGCUCUUACGACUGGGUGUACCACAAGCGUAUGUCAAAUGGAUUCAAACAUGGCUCUGUGGUCGUAAAGCAAGCAUUGAGAUGCAGGGUAAAAGAUCGCGUUGGAUAGAAAUCAAACGUGGUGGUCCACAAGGUUCAAGUUUGACACUGUCACUAUUUAUCACUUACCAUAGUGAUAUGGCGGAUUUUAUUCCUGGAGCCAUGUCUUUCUUUUUUUGCAGAUGA
This is a messenger RNA of Rotaria sp. Silwood2, 1797 nucleotides long. The record is from the annotation of a GenBank genome assembly. NCBI's taxonomy places the organism in Eukaryota, Metazoa, Rotifera, Eurotatoria, Philodinida, Philodinidae.